AUGAUGCAAUCGCCAAUAAGGAUAACUGUACUACUCUAUCUUUCAUUACUGCUCGUCAUCACUACAGUAGUAGCAGAAGCAGCAACUAAUGAUGAUAAUGACUACUCCUCCUCCUCCUCCUCCUCCUUUGGACUCGCCGCCUAUCUUCCUGACUAUCGCCCAUAUGAAACGAUUGUAAAUGCGUCGGCACCUCACUUGACCGAUUUGAUAUUAUUUUCCAUUCAACCGCAUAAAAGUGGCAUGAUUACUACUGAAAAAGACCUUAUUUGUUGUUUACAAGAAGAAGCCCAUUACAAAGUAGCCCAACAGGCCAAACAGAAUGGUGAUGAUGAUGAUGAUGAUGAUGAUGAUGAUGAUGAUGAUGACAGUAAUUAUAAACUCUGGGUGACGAUCGGUGGUGCAGGUCGGGCGGAUGCCAUUCCAGCAAUUACCAAAAGUCCCACCAAACGAAAACGAUUGAUUCAUGGCAUGAUGGACUUGGCUUCCAAAUAUGACAUUGAUGGAAUUGACUUGGACAUUUACUAUCCCACGUCGAAAGAAGAAUUACAAAACUAUGUCACCUUUGUCCAAGAAGCUUCGCAAGUUUGGCAUCACCAUCAUCCUCAUCAUCAUCAUCAUCCAGCUGGGUUAUUAGUCAGUGUCACUUGGCAUCCGCAUCGACUCCCAUUACCACAACGUAUUUUUGAACUAGUGGAUCGAGUCCAUGUAAUGGCCUAUGAUAUGAUUCAAAAGGUGGGAGAUUAUCAUUCGACCUUGCAUGAUAGUCAACAAGCCGUUCAAUCAUUAUUGAAACAACACGGGUGUGAGGCACACAAGAUUUGGUUGGGAAUACCAAUGUACGGCCGCAAAUUGGACAAUCCAGGAGACGCUCAAGCCUUUGGAGACCUGUGGACCAGUUAUCGGCAGCAGCAAGAAAAGAAUCCAAUCGACGACGACGACAACACAAUGGCUUUGAAUGGGACUCUCCAGAUCGAAUUCGUGCCAAGAUGGACUAUGCCUUUGCCCAACACUUGGGAGGUGUCUUUUUCUGGGAAUUGGGACACGAUUACUACCACCACCACCAGCAGGAUCAGGACCCGCCAUCAGUGGCACAAGGUGGUGGGGGGCUCUUGUUGCAAGUGGCUUCUCAACAUCGAAACAAAAUUUUAG
Cylindrotheca closterium is the source of this 1149-nucleotide messenger RNA. The record is from the annotation of a GenBank genome assembly. NCBI's taxonomy places the organism in Eukaryota, Bacillariophyta, Bacillariophyceae, Bacillariales, Bacillariaceae.